AUGGCCUCGCUUAACCCGCCUCGGCUCGGGGAGCCUCAGUCGUCGGCUUCGAUCUUGCUGAGGCAGCUCUAUCACUAUCGCCCGCGGACGCAAAGAGUCAAAACCAUCGCCCUCUCCGCCCUCGCGUUUCUCGUCUGCCUAUGGCUCCUUUCAUCGUCGUCAAGGCAAUCCGAUCCCAAUUUCUGGACCAAAUUUCCAUCCCGUCACCCAUUCCCGGACUCCCGGAAGAUGCGCAGAUCAGGCAUCACAAUCAACAGCACCCUCCCCCAUGACCUCGAAAAGACCAACCCGUCCCUGCACCUGCUGGUGCCCGCCACCAAAGGCUCCCGUGGCACAUGUCGAACAAUCACCUCGUCAAUGAUUCUGGGAUACCCGGCCCCAGUAAUAAUCGGAUACGGCCACGAAAAGCACGGUGCGACCGAGUUCGAGCGCAUGGUGGAUCGCAUUACGCGCGUGCGCAACUACCUCCGCGAUAGCAAGUCGGUUCAUGAUCGAGACUUUGUGCUCGUUGUGGAUGCUCUGGAUACCUUCUUCCAGUUACCCCCGCAGGUUCUCGUGAAGCGUUUCCAAGAGAUCAUCCGCUCGAACAAUCAAAAGUUGCGGAAGAAAUAUGGGUUUGCUGUGGUUCCAGUGUCGAAAACAGGUGCCUCCUCGGAUCUGGUACAGAAGUAUUCCCAGCGGGUCUUAUUUGGUGCCAGUAAGAUCUGCUAUGCUGAUUUGGAGGAGGACCCCGGCUGCAUAUCUGUGCCGGAAUCCUCAUUACCUCCGGAUGUUUAUGGUUGGAAGACGGACAUCUACCCCGAUGGGCACAAAAACCGACCGCGCUAUUUAAACCCCGGCGCAGUCAUCGGCCAAGCCGCCGAUUUGAAACUGAUCUACGACGAGCUCCUGCGCGUGGUCGAGCAGCGCCACAAGAAAAAUGGCGACUACCAGGCCCUGACUCAGAUGUAUGGCCGGCAAGAAGUGGUGCGGGAACUAGAGCGUCGCCGCACGACCAAUGGCGCCAAGGAGUGGCUCUACAAUCUGAUUGGCAUCUCCGAUGCAUCUAAUCUUACAGGCAUAACUGUCCGACUGGAAACGGGCCAUCGCUACGAGUAUGGGAUCGGAGUCGAUUACAAGUCUGACUUAUUCUUCAACCAACACAUGUCCCGAGGCGACAUCGAAUGGCACAAAUUCGGCAACAUCACCAAGUCAUCCAUGCUCCAGGCCCAAUUCGGCGUCCCCCGAGAGACGCGCAUGCUCCUCCCACCGGACGUUGCAGCUCUCCCGAACCCAUUCAAUCAAAGCCGCCUCGCAAAGCAACAAACUACCAUCCCGGAGUGGAACUCUACUCUCGACAAAUUGCCCACCAUGCAUGAUCAUACGUGGCAUACACUCCCACUCAUGACAAACCCGCACUCCGCCACCGUCCCGGUCCUGGCACAUGUGAACGGUGACUCGAAACUGCGCAACGCAUGGUGGGAGAAAAUGUGGUUCUUCCCCUGGGGCCGGGCCCUACUCCGAAAACACGUACGUGCUUCGCAAGGGUUUGAAGCCGCACAGUCCGCGCUUCUGGGCGGACAGGACUUGUGGGAUGUACGCGGUGGACGAGGCGGGCUCUGGACCGACGAUGCGAAUUGGGUUCGACUUGCCGAAGUCUGCGAGGGACAGGAACGGGAUCUUUUCGACGACGAUCUUGGGCCUUGGUCGAAGGAGAAUGGGGAUCCGGAUGCGCCUGUGUAUAAUCAGUUUGGAAAAUUGGUCCGUGGUAAAGGGCAUGUGAAUGAGGAGGAUCAGUUUGAUUUUGACUUUUGGGGGAGUUAG
Molecule: messenger RNA, 1803 nt
Organism: Penicillium manginii
Lineage: Eukaryota; Fungi; Ascomycota; Eurotiomycetes; Eurotiales; Aspergillaceae
Product: glycosyltransferase domain-containing protein
Exons: 3
Coding region: 1-1803 (600 amino acids)
Source: RefSeq, a predicted model, not a curated record